AAAUGCAUAUGCGAAAUAGCUUCUGAUCGAAUUCUUUCUCGAUUUGUUUCAGGUCUUCAGCCUGCCAGCACCAAAGCGCAACCUACCACGAUCAGCAAAUCUCAUAGACCCAGUUCUGGCGUGUUACCUCAGGGUCAUACCCCUGGUCCUGGUCCAGGUGGCCAACAAAAUAGCAGAAGUUUUGCCGCCGCUCUGAGAAACCUGGCUAAACAGGCAGGGCCGGCACCUCAGGAAGAAGAACCUCGCGCGAGUCCCAAAAAUCGAGCCCCACCUCCUCUGGUUAGAGGUCCUUCCCCUGCCAAGGAACGAUCCACACACGAGAGAAGACCAGAAGAAAUUCCCUCGUUGUACACGACUGCGAGGCCCGCGGAUACCAGCAAACAUAGCGUAACCGCUGCCGCUUCCGAAUUGCUGGCCCGAUCCGGUUUUCAACCGUACCGGCCUGAGCAUCAUCCGGCCCACGCUCCACCGGCUUUCGCCCUCGAUCCCGCGGCCUACAAUCCUUAUCAUCACGGUCUCUAUCCACCGCCACACCUUCAACACGCUUAUAGAUUAGAGGAACAGUUGUAUUUGGAACGGUGUGGAAUGCUGAGACCGCCAUUAUUUCCUGGGUUACCUUCGUAUCCUCUGUACGGACUAAGAUAUAGUCCGGACAUGUUACCGCCCGCGUCCCUCGGACUCAUGUCUCCCGUGAUGCACGAGAGGUAAGAGAAACUCUUGAUGCUUGACUCGAUAAAUAUUG
Messenger RNA from Apis florea (little honeybee), 742 nucleotides. RefSeq names its product MAP7 domain-containing protein plexus (gene px). NCBI's taxonomy places the organism in Eukaryota, Metazoa, Arthropoda, Insecta, Hymenoptera, Apidae. The record is from RefSeq and is a predicted model, not a curated record.